GUAAGGCGUGAGCCACAGCCCUCCUCCCAACAGCAACUCCUGCCCCAUCCUCCAAUCCCUAAUCUCAUCCACUUACACACUUACAUAUUCUCUAACAUGGUUCUCCUCGUCACCUCUGACAACGAGCAAUUCGUUGUUGAGAAAGAAGUCGCUGAGCGCAGCGUCCUCAUCAAGAACAUGCUCGAGGAUGUUGGUGAGAGUGACCAGCCCAUUCCUCUGCCAAACGUCUCGUCGAGUGUCCUGAAGAAGGUCCUCGAGUACUGCGAGCAUCAUAAGGGCGAGCCUCUGCCUGCAGCUGACUCUGAGCAAAACCAGGAUGACUCAAGAAAACGAACGACCGAUAUCAGCGAGUGGGACCAGAAGUUCAUCACCGUCGAUCAGGAGAUGCUCUUUGAGAUCAUCCUUGCCGCUAAUUACCUCGACAUCAAGCCUCUACUCGAUGUUGGUUGCAAGACUGUCGCUAACAUGAUCAAGGGCAAGACGCCCGAGGAGAUCCGUAAGCUCUUCAACAUCGUCAAUGACUUCACUCCCGAAGAGGAGGCGCAAAUCAAGAAGGAGAACGAAUGGGCCGAGGAUCGUUAAUCGCUCUGUAUUUGCUAUCUGCUGUGUUGUUUGUAUGUUCUUCACUCCUCAUUCUUUUCGUUCGGCGUUGCGGUUGUCCAAUUACAAAACGACUUUUGCCCUUUUAUGUAUUCAUACUCGAGAUCUCCAUGAAAACAUCCUAUAGCCUAAGUUGUGCUAAUAGUCUUGUGAUAUAAACCCACCCCACCUGC
Somion occarium is the source of this 773-nucleotide messenger RNA. The record is from the annotation of a GenBank genome assembly. Lineage: Eukaryota; Fungi; Basidiomycota; Agaricomycetes; Polyporales; Cerrenaceae.